CACAAACCUAUUGGUCUAAGUUCGUUGUUAUUUCAGACAACUUAUGUGCACUAAUAUAAUUUUGUGUUUAAAUCUUAGAGUAAUUAGUAAACUUAUUUAGAUCAAAAUUAAGAAUUAAUCUUUUUUGAUUCUACUGUUUUUUUUUUUUUAAUAAUCUAUAACCAGAUUUCUCUAAUAACGUUAAAAAUUAUGUCCAUUAAAAGUGUUUUAAAAAAAAAGUUCAAAUUGGAAAAUACAAUUUUUUCAAUGAAAAAAAAAAAACCAAAAAUUAAACAUGUAAUUUCUAAAUUGCCAGGUGAUAUUUACACUAAAUUAAAUACAAAUAAUGAUAUUAAAUGUGAAUCCGUACCAGACAAUUUACAGAAACGGUCCACAACUCCCAUCAUAAAAAUAGAGGAUGGAAAUCACAUUGAAACAACAGAUAUUGAUAAAAUUAAAAAUUCAACACCAAAAAUUAAAAAAAAAAGAAAGUCUGAGACUAAUGAACACGAAAUGCCUAAAAAGAAAAAGGUAACUUUUGCGUCUGAUGUGAAAAGUGAAAAAGAUCAAAAAUGUACUGCUGGUAAUAUGUUACCUUUAAGUUUAAACAAACGGAAAAAAUUGAACUAUAUUAAGAAGUUGAAAUCGAAGAAAAAUAAACAAAAAAAUGCAAAAAAAUGUGAAGCAAAUAUUGCUGCAACGAGUACACCCUUACAAGAACGAGCUAUUGCAUAUAUGAUACAAUGGAAAAACGAUCGUUCAAAUUGGAAGUUCAAUAAAAAAUUUCAAAUUUGGUUAAUUAAAAACACUUAUGAUCCUGUAAAGGUAAAAAUUUUGUUUUAUAUACAAACAAUUACUAUUAGGUUUUCUAUCAUUUGAACAGGUAUAACGUCAGUUCUACAAUCGUCAAUGUAAAUUUAUGACCGGAAGAAAAGGGCAAAACCAUGUGUUUUUGCUAUUAUUCCAAAUAUAACAUUUAAAAAUAAAAACAUUGUUUUCAAAUGACUGUAAUAUUUCAUAAAAAAAACACACUACUUUUUCUUUCAAAACAUUGUCUUCUGUUUAUUUUAUAAUCGGUGCUUUUACUCUAAAACUAAAAUUGAGUAUGUAUUACGCAGUCUGUGUAAGGUAAAUUUUGCUAUAUUGCCAGUUAAUUUGACUGAGACAGCACAUGAGGGUAUAGCAUCCUUUUAACUCAUUAUAUACUAUAUAGAGAUAAUUUUUGCUCAUAGCAGUUGUAAAUAUUAGUGUUAUUUUAAAUAUAAUAUAAACAAUAAUAAUUUAGUACUUGCUUAUAUGCAUUACUAAUUAAUACUACCAUUGUGGGUGCGGCGGUGCUAGAGAAGAACAAAUGGGACAUAAGUCUGAGUUUGUUUUGGUUUUAAUAGGAUCUGUGGUGUAUUACUAUAAAGGUAUACAAUCAUUAGUUAUACCAUUUAUUUUAAAUUAUUCUAACUGAAGCAUUGUCCAGGACUCCACAAAACCUAGUGCUGACACUGGAUACUACCUUAUAUUUAUUUUUUUUUUAAAUUCAAUUUUUCUCCCUCCUAGCUUUCAUAUUAAUACUCCUAGGAGUAUUAUAUUGUUUUAAAAAAAUGUCUAACACUCGUCGCUUAAAUUUUUUAGUUUUAAAUUAUUAGAGGUUUUCAGUUAAUAUCUAAUAUUAUCUUGUGUAUUUAAAAUGAAUAAACAACUAAAGCGUAGUGAUCAAUAAAUAAACGAUUUAUCCUGCAAGGUAGAAUUUAAAAAAAAAAUUGUAUUAUUGGUCUUUCCCUUAUUACUAGUCGAGGUUUUAUGUCAUAUGACUAUAGUAUUAAGCAUACCAAUUCAUUUUUUUAGGUUUAAUUUAACUUUAACUUUACGUUUUGUUUUAAAUAUAGUUUUAUAAAAAGCUGUAUUUCAUACACAUUUUAAAAUACUGUGUUUGAUUUAUACAUUUAUAUUUUUUUAGAUACCCAAAGAACAUUUUGACAUUUUAGUAGAAUAUCUUCAAACUAUUAAUGGUCAAAGUCGUAAUUUAAUUCUUCAAAAUGCCAAUACCAUUGUCACCGAAUCUUCAGCUUCAGAUGAACAUCAAGAAUUAAAUUUGGCACAGGAAAACAAAUACCAACGAGCUAGGACUAUCAUUCAAAUGUUUGUUUAGUAUCUAAUUAUUUGUUUUAUUGAUUAAAUCAUUUAAUUAUUAGUCUGUAAUAUUUUAUGUUGAAAUAUUGAAUAACUAAAACAUUAUUAAAACCAUAAAUCCAUUUAACAGUUUAAUUAACACAUAUAAGAUUAUGUUGAUCAUUUUAAAUGGGAAAGGUAAAAAGACAAAAUAGAAAUUAAAGCAACAGCUAUUGAAAUAAAAAAAAUUAAUGUUGAAGCCACAUAGAAAUAAUAAUAUUAUUAAUAAAAAUAAAGAUUCAACAUUAAAAAUUGAAAUUUUAAAUUAUGGAAUAACAAAUAAUAAAUUAACAACAUAAAAUCUAAUAAAUUUACCUAACAUUUUGAUAUUAAUUAAAAUUACAAUGAGAACAAUUUUUAUUCUGUUUUUGCUUCAACCAGUUUGGAUACAAACGUUUUUAAUUUAUCUUCAUCUUGUAAUCCAAUAAUUUUUCCCUGAACUUUACCAUUCUUCAUUGCAAUUAAUUCAGGUACUACAGUAAUCUAAAAAACAAAUUAAACCUUGAUAAACAC
Molecule: messenger RNA, 2655 nt
Organism: Cinara cedri
Lineage: Eukaryota; Metazoa; Arthropoda; Insecta; Hemiptera; Aphididae
Source: the annotation of a GenBank genome assembly